AUGUCCAAACUUGAGGCAGCCUUCAUUCAGGAGGUGCUGGGCGUAGAUCGCACGAUCGUGCGAGGGGACGAUAUCAGCGCCGAGCUGGCAGGAGCUAACAGACGCGUCGAAGAGCUCGGGGAGCUGGCCAAGCAUCGCUGGGACUGUCGGAUGCAUGCCACUCAGACCAGCCGAAGGAAGGCGGUGCAGUGGCGUGCCCAGCAGAUCCAAAGGGAGACCUUGUUCCGAACUCGCUGCCGCGCCUCCAUCAUCGUGCACAAGAGCCCCGAGACUCGCCAUCAUGACGGCGCAGGCAUGCCGGCGAUGGAGAAGCAGCUCAGCAACAGAUCGCGGCCUACGAGCUCACAGCCGCUCAUCAUGAAGGGCAUCUCCUGCGACACUGGGAUUCUGAAUGUCACCUUCUGCCCACUGAUGGAGGAGAACCUGUCCGAGGAGAAGGACGAGGCGCGGGCGGUUCAAGAGCGGAGGUGA
Symbiodinium natans is the source of this 471-nucleotide messenger RNA. The record is from the annotation of a GenBank genome assembly. Lineage: Eukaryota; Dinophyceae; Suessiales; Symbiodiniaceae.